AUGUCCGCCACGGAAAAGGAAAACGACCGCCCCCAACGCGAGAUGAAGGUGCUCGUCAUGGGUCUCCCUCGUACGGGGUCAGCCUCCCUUGCCGAGGCCCUCCGCAUCCUGGGAUACAAGGACGUGUACCACGGCGUGGACAUCAUGGACAAGCUGGACGAUCACCACUUUUUCAACCGAGCCGCCGACGCCUCCUUCCCCUGCCUUCCCAGCUACAACGGCGGCCCGCCCCUCACGCACGACCAGUGGGAGGAGCUGUACGGACCCUGCGAGGCGUCGACCGACAUGGCUGGCGCCUUUGGUGCGCUCAUGGUGCGCGCGUACCCGAAGGCCAAGGUUGUCCUGCCCAUCCGCGACUACGACGCCUGGGCGCGGAGCGUAGACGACACCGUCCUCCGCGGGCUGUGGAACCCGCUCAUCUCCACUGUCACUUGGAUCUUUGCCCCCCUGAUCGGGUCCGUGGCUGUCGUUGCCAUGCGCAAGGUCACCCUGGGCCUCUUCCGCGCGAGCGACGUCGACGGCGCCCGGCACAACCUGAGCGCCACGUAUGAGCGCCACCACCGGGAGCUGCGCGACGCCGUGCCGCCCGAUAAUCUGCUCGAGUAUAGAGUUGGGGAGGGCUGGCCGCGUCUCUGCGCGUUCCUGGACAAGCCUGUUCCCGACGUUGACUUUCCCUGGGUCAAUGAGGCGGCCGUUCUCAAGGCAAAGAUCAAGGUCAAGCUUAUGCACACUGCUAUCGAUGGACUGAAGGUUGCGACGCCGUGGGCUGUAGGUGCUGUUGUUCUUGGCGGUGCGGUGUUCUGGGCCAACUAUAUCGCUUGA
This is a messenger RNA of Geosmithia morbida, 822 nucleotides long. RefSeq lists its product as uncharacterized. The record is from RefSeq and is a predicted model, not a curated record. Bases 1 to 822 code for a protein of 273 amino acids. NCBI's taxonomy places the organism in Eukaryota, Fungi, Ascomycota, Sordariomycetes, Hypocreales, Bionectriaceae. The transcript has a single exon.